This is a messenger RNA of Metarhizium robertsii ARSEF 23, 1422 nucleotides long. RefSeq names its product Peptidase aspartic, active site protein. NCBI's taxonomy places the organism in Eukaryota, Fungi, Ascomycota, Sordariomycetes, Hypocreales, Clavicipitaceae. Gene Ontology annotation, molecular function: aspartic-type endopeptidase activity. Gene Ontology annotation, biological process: proteolysis. The transcript is spliced from 4 exons. The record is from RefSeq and is a predicted model, not a curated record. The coding region runs from base 1 to 1422 and encodes 473 amino acids.
AUGCAUUUCCAUCGUGCCAGUCUACCCCUUCUGGGGGCCCUGUCCCUCUCGGCUCGAGCUGCUCCUCAGUCGGAGGAUCUGACUGCCCAGAGGCCUGGAAUCAUACAGCUGUCUCUCAAACCCCCAAGCGCGAGGGACGGGCGCCAAGCCGAUAUUGACCUGACGUACGCCUCCAAUUACAAGUACGAUAUAGAGUUCUCUCUUGGCACACCCGGCCAGAAAAUUGUCGGCAGCUUCGACACCGGCUCUGCACACAUAUGGGUAAGAGAGAAAGCAGAAGCUUCAGUCAACACCACCGUCGCCAGGGCUCGUUCCUACUUCGACAAAAAUAGCAGCUCGACUCUUGUACGUACAGGGGGAUCAGCGACCUCCGGGUACAAUACCGCCGGUAAUUCGUCCUAUCAAAUCGACCUGUACCGGGAUAAUAUGUCUCUAGGUGGCAUUGACAUCAAGAACGCCAGCUUUGGCAUUAUUAAUAAUGCACCGAGGGCACUGGAUAGUUUUAACAGCAUUUUCGGUUUCGGUAUGACUGAUGAGCUCGGAAGUGAGGAGAAGGAGCAUUUUGUUCCCACAAUGACACUCCUGGCCGAUCAGGGCUUGAUCGACAGGCGAGUCUUUAGCCUUGAGAUUGGAGAUAGUAGCGGCGUCCUUCUUGGCGGUGUCAACCGGAAGAAGUUCUGGGGUCGUCUCGGGAAGCAGAAAAUGACUGUGCAUCCCUUCCACGGCAAGAGCUACGUCAUCUCCUUUACCGAGGUCUCUGCUACGGCUGAGGACGGGUCGAAAUCUAGUUUAAGUCGAUCUGAUGAAGGCAUUCCUGCACUACUCGACACCGGCGCUACCCUGAAUAAUUUCCCGCCCUCUGUUUUCCAGCCAAUUUUAAAGAGGUUUCCUGGCGCUAAACCCAUGGACAACCGCCCGCUCUACAGCGUUGAUUGCUCACUCCGUGAUGUCAAUGCCUCGAUCGACCUCGCCUUUGGCAAAACAACUAUCAAGAUGCCAUAUCGCAACUUCGUCUUCCCGACUAAUAAAAAAGGCGACUUGUGCGUUCUUGGUAUGAUGGAGUCCCAAGAACACACAGUGCUCGGCCAAGUGUUCAUGCGCGGCGCCUAUAUAGUCAUGGAUCAAGACAACUCGGAGGUCUAUCUGGCCAACGCCGUGACGUGCGGUUCCGAACUGGUAGCUAUCGACAAGGACGUUUCCGCUAUAUCUUCUCUCACCGGGCAGUGCCGGCCCCCCGUCGUGGAACAGAAUCUUUUGCCGUGGAAAAAGCCUGGCAUAGAUCCUGAGAAUUGUGUGAACGCGAUAAGCGAAGACGUUUGUGGGACAGCCGAAUACUGUAGGAUCUUCCCAGGGGCAUUUGGCAGCGACUUUGAGACGGAAGAUGACUGCCUCGCCGCUCAUGAAGUUCCACUCGAUGAUUGA